Labeo rohita (rohu) is the source of this 4391-nucleotide messenger RNA. It is a transcript of the gene tbc1d10c, whose product is annotated as TBC1 domain family, member 10C. Bases 43 to 4353 code for a protein of 1436 amino acids. The transcript is spliced from 10 exons. Lineage: Eukaryota; Metazoa; Chordata; Actinopteri; Cypriniformes; Cyprinidae. The record is from RefSeq and is a predicted model, not a curated record.
UUAGAGGACAACGGCACCUUUGAGUUUGGCAGAAGCGUGAAGAUGUCUGGUAAUCCAGACCAUAGCAAGGAUGAGGAGGAGAAUCACGGGCUGGAGGUCACGGUUGUGGAGACUAACCGUUUUGGCUUCAUUCUAGGGAAUGGAGAAACUGACAGUGAUGGUCCAUGUCCAGAGUUAGUGAGACAUCGAGAGUCCAAGUGGCUCAGCCUCAUGACUCAAUGGGAGCAAGUGGUGGAGAAAAAGAGCAACAAGGUCAAAGGUCAGUGUCAGAAGGGCAUCCCAGCAUCCCUCAGGGCAAAGGGCUGGCCGCUGCUCUGUGGAGCUAAGGAUAGAAAAGAAAAAAAUCAAGAAUUAAAAACUUACGAACGUUUAGUUGAAGCUCCGGAUCAUCAGGGAUGGACUGAUAUCAUUAAACGAGACACAGACAGACAGUUUCCCUUCCAUGAGAUGUUCCAGUCCAAAGACGGUCAUGGUCAGAAGGACUUGCUGGAGGUCCUGAAAGCGUACACACAGUAUCGUCCAGACGAGGGCUACUGUCAGGCACAGGGUCCAGUGGCUGCUGUCCUUCUGAUGAACAUGCCUGCUGAGGAGGCGUUCUGGUGUCUGGUGCAGAUUAGUGAGCUCUAUCUCCCUGGAUACUACAGCCCUCUGCUGGAAGGUGUAUUAUUCGAUGCUGCUGUUCUCUCAAGUGUGUUAAAAAAGCUGUGUCCAGCCGCACACAAACACCUACAGAAUCAGGGGGUGGAGCCUCUCAUGUUUGCCACUGAUUGGCUGAUGUGCCUGUACAGCCGUCACCUGCCUUUUGACACUCUGCUUAGAGUCUGGGAUCUCUUUUUCUGCUAUGGUGUGCGCAUUUUGUUUCAGGUCGCUGUGGUGCUGGUGCGGCGAUGUCUGGGAGAUGGACGGCUGCGAAAAGAGUGUGACGGACAGAUGGAAACCUUGGAGCGGCUGCGAGGUGUUAAACAGCGUGUCCAACAUGAGCAGGCAGAUGCUUUUAUCCACGAGGUAUGUUCGGUGUCCCUGUCCUUGGCGGACCUGCAAAAACAAACCGAGAAAGAGCUGGAGAAGUGGAAAAAAGACAAACCAAACUCAACCUUUGACCCGCGAGGGCGCUGUCACGGAUACCGGAUGGUUUGGGAGAGAGCGCAGGAUAAACCAAAGGAACAAGAAAAGAAGGAGCGACCGAAAGGAAGCCUGACUCUUCCUCUCAUGCGCUCACAUUCUUCUCUCUCUCCUUCGCUUCUGCACAAGAAAUGGAGGAAGAGGAGCAGUAAGACUGACACGGAGGAGUGGGAUGGAGGGGGAAGAAAAUUCUCAAGGAGUUUGAUGGAGGAGAGCGACGAUGAAGAGGUGAGGAGGAGGAGUGUGUGCGGUAUUGUUGGGGAGCAAAGGGCUAAACGGGACAGGCUGGCAGAUGAGUUCUGCGCACACAAAGAUCACAACACACAUCCAGAGAUCUCAGUGGUGGUGUCCUCUAGCAUGGACUGUGAUGUUUUUGAGAAAGAGCCUACGGAAACUUUGAACCAACAGAAGGAGACAGAAACAGCACGAAGUCAUGAGGAAGAAAGAACCGCUGAUGUGGUUGUGUUUGUGGUUGAGGACAGCAUACAAACACAUCAUCAUAUGCAGAACACAAAUCAAGAUGCACAGAGUACAGACGCACCAACAAAUCAAAAUGAACAGAAUACAGACAAACAGACGUGUCGAGAUGAACAGAUCGUGGAGGAGGAGACUGAGGGAACUUCAGAAGCGUGUGAAGAAAGCACACCUGCUGAAACAUCACAGGAAGACAACAUACAGACUGACUCUAGUAAACAGGAAGAGGAAAUACAAUCAGACAGCAACAUCCAGGAACACUGCAAACAAGAAGAACAAACAGAAGAAAGGUUGCCAAGCACCAUAAUAACUGGGGAAAAUACUAUAGAGACAGUGGUACAGAUACAUGUUGUCCUAGAGGAAGAGGGGUCUCAAACAUCUAGUGAUGAAGAACCUGUACAUUCGGAAAGUCAGAGAGAUUUGUUCGUAAGCACAGCUAUAGAGAAAAAUGAGGAGACUGAGCUUAUUGGUGAAAACCAUACUGAUGCAGACAAGGAGGAAGGGAUUCAUCUUGAUGUUCUCCCUGAGGAGACCACAGAGAUAUCAGACCCUUCAGGGUUGUGUGAGGAGAAAGAUGACAAGAUAUUGGAGGACGACAGGCAAGAUAUAAGCUUAGACGAGAGCGACAGUCACGGUCAUAGCAGUGGUAAAGAGACAUUGCCACCACCUGAAAUAGUGCUAACCUCAUCCUCUUUAAAGACUGAACAAGAAAGUGAAACUGAGCAUCCGGAUAUACCAGCAGAUCCCAAACAGGAAUUCCAAGAGCAAAGUGACACUGAUGCUACUGUUACUUCUACAGAGUUGGAGCACUGUCCAGUAGAAUCCACUGUGGGAGAUGCAGAAGGAUCUGGCAACCCAGAACAGAGUGAAGUGGAUUCUGCUGAUGGCACCAUCAUUACUGCACCUCAAGAGGUGGAUGCAACAGUAAUACUGACACAAGAUGCUGAGACAUGUUGUGACAAAGAAAUCAGUGAGAUCAAUCCCAUAAAUAGUGAAUUUGAAAAUAUAGUAUGUUGUGAAGUCAGUGCUACUGACAAAUCACACAGUGUAGAGGAUGAUACUUGUAGAUCUGCCCAUACAGAAAGCAAUGAAAUGGAAAACCCUGAAUGCAACACAAUAGAUAUCACUGUUAAAUCUGGGAAAUUAGAAAGCAGUGGUGUGGAAAUUGCUGGAUCUGGCAACCCAGAGAGCAACGAGGUCCCUGUUACAAGUGAAUCUGAGGUCCCUGUUACAAGUGAAUCUGAGGUCCCUGUUACAAGUGAAUCUGGCGACCCUGAAUGCAGUGUCACGGAUGUUACAUCUGAAACUGAAAAACUAGAAAGCAGUGGCGUGGAUAUUGCUGUUGAUAAACCAGAAUGUAAUGAUGUGCAAGUUACAAGUGGAUCUGUCAACACAGAAAGCAACAUUGUAGAUAUUGCUGUUGGAUGUGACAAUUCAGAAAGCAAUGUAGUUUGUUCUCCUGUUGAAACCCCAGAAUGUAAUGACGUGCAAGUUACAACUGGAUCUGGCAACACAGAGAGCAAUGUAGUCGAUUCUGCUGUUGGAUCUCGCAAGCCAGAUCCCAAAGAAGUGCGUGUCACAACUGAACCUGACAACUCAGAGACCAACAGCGAACAUGUGACCACUGGAUCUGGCAACACAGAAUGCAACGAAGUGCCUUCUACAAGUAAAUCUGGCAAACCUGAGAACAAUAUAGCAGAUUCGGGUGAUGACAAAGAUCACGUCACAACCAAAUCUGACAACUCAGAGACCACCAGAGAGCAUGUGGCCAGUGCAUCUAGCAACCCAGAAUGCAAUGAAGUGCCUUCUACAAGUGAAUCGAGCAAACCUGAGAACAGCAUAACAGAUUCAGGUGUUGGAUCUGGCAACCCAGAUGACAAAGAGCAUAUCACAACAAAAUCUGACAACUCGGAGACCACCAGAGAGCAUGUGGCCAGUGGAUCUGGCAACCCAGAAUGCAACAAAGUGCCUUCUACAAGUGAAUCUGGCAAGCCUGACAACAAUAUAGUGGAUUCUACUGUUGGAUCUGGCAACCCAGACUGCAAAGAUCAUCCUACAACCGGAUCUGACAACUCGGAGACCAAAAGUGAGCAUGUAACUGCUGGAUCAGGCAACCCUGAGUGUAAAAAAGAGGAUUGUGCUGCUGGAUCUGGCAACCCUCAUAGUGAAUGUGCAAUACCAGGAAACAGCCAGGAGUUAGAGUCUUCAAAAUCUUCAAAAUCCCCAAAGCCAAACCUCCGCGUGCGCAGGAGUUCCAGCUCACGGGUUUCCUAUCCCACAAUCCUCUCUGAGGACACGUUCAAAGAGCCACAGCAGCAAGAACACACACAUUCAAAACAGACAACAUCCACAGCGACACAAGAAACACAAGCUCAGCCCAACUCGCAGACAAAGUCAGGCCCACCGAAACGUCUGGGUCUGUUUCGCCGUCUCCGCGGGGAGACCAAUAAAACCCCUGUCCCAAAAAUCCUCAUCCAGGACUUUAGUGAGAAAGAAGAGAGGCUGACAGCAAAAGAGAGGAGGAGGAGGAAGAGAGAGAAAGAGAGAAAAGAAAGAGAAGAGAAAGAGAGAAAGAAACGAGAGAAGGAAUUAGAAAAGGACAAAGAAAAGGAAAGGAAAAAGCCUCAAACGAGAGGAAAGAGCUUCCAGGUGCUCAGCAAGAAGGGUGCUGAUAAUGUCGUGUCACCCGAGAACAGUGACUCUCAGAAAACUCACACCAGAAGAAACUCUGCUCCUUUUUCUGAUGGUUAUUUUUAAAUAAUCAGAGACUCGAUCACAUAUUUGUAUUCCGCAGU